GCACAAGUUCUCAAAGCAACAAGCCCCUCUUUGUAAAACUCGGACUUCUGGCUGGUUUUGAAGCGGCUGAGCGGUGACAGAAAGAAGACAAAGAACUUCAUCCUUCAAUGGAGUUCUUUGACCCUGAGCUGAUUGUUUCCACCAGCAGUUUCUCUUAAUACGCUGGCAGAUUUAGGGAAAUCCUGGGGUGGUUUGAGCUGUAUGCAGCUGCAACAGGGAUGAUUACAUCCCAUAUGAACGGUUAUGUGCAAGAGGCCUCUGGUCAGGCCAUGAGCUACAGAGAGAGAGCUGUGGACUGUCCAGGUCAGGAGAGUAGCCUCGUUAAAUCCCCUCAGUGCAGCGCCCACAUGGAGAGGAUCCAGCUUUACCAAGAAGAAAUGAGGAAGAGGAGAGAGGAGGACAAGGGAAAGCAUGACAUUGAUCCUAAUGCUUCGCUCAGGCUCAAGAAGUUGUCACAGAACCCAAUGGUUGGCAUCGACAAUCCCACCUUCGAUGGGAAGGAAAAGGUUACUAAUGACACAACCUGCCCGGAUCCUGUAGUGGAACUGGAGGAAUUAUUGCAGGCUCUGAAAUGGAUGCAGAACUGUUUGCAUGAUGCUCAGAGCCAGCAGGAUGUGGAGCUGAUAAUGCAGCUCCUAGCCAAGGAGGAAUUCAGAAAAGCCUACAUGAUCUACUCAGCUGUGUCCCAGCAGUUGAACCGAGCCAGUCCCACUUCGCCCCUCACAUCACAAGCACAGGACCUCUGCCAGCAGGUUCAGAGGAUUCUCCAGUCGAGCCAUCAGAAGGAGGGUUUGGAGCUCAGUGUGCUGCUCACCAGUCCCCAUCUGCAGGCACUGAUGCAGGCUCAUGACAGCGUGGCCGUGCAGGAGUUGGCAGAGGAAACUAUGACUCAGUAUCUUGGAGAGACGGUUAAAUUAGUGCGGCUGGAGAAGGCCAAAGACACCCCUUUGGGUGCAACAGUGCGUAAUGAUGUGGAGAGUGUGGUGGUGAGUCGUGUGGUGAAAGGUGGUGCGGCGGAGCGCAGCGGCCUCCUCAGUGAAGGAGACGAGAUCCUGGAGAUCAACGGGGUCGCCAUUCGUGGAAAGCAUAUCAACGAAGUCCACGACUUGCUGCAAGAAAUGCAUGGAACCCUGACCUUCCUCAUCAUCCCGAGUUCUCAUGUUAAACCUGCCCCUCACAGACACACUGUGAUGCACGUACGAGCUUACUUUGACUAUGACCCCUCUGAUGACCCCUUCGUGCCAUGUCGGGAGCUGGGUUUGUCCUUCCAUAAGGGGGACAUACUGCACGUUAUCAGCCAGGAUGACCCCAACUGGUGGCAGGCCUACAGGGAUGGAGACGAGGACAACCAGCCUCUGGCUGGACUCAUCCCAGGUAAAAGUUUCCAGCAACAGAGAGAGAGCCUAAAGAAAACUAUAACCGACAAGAACCAAGAGCAGCAAGGGAAGUUGUGGAGUUCAAAGAAAAGCAAAAAACAGAAGAAGAGGAACACCUCAAACACAAACAAAGACUACGAUGACCUCAUGACCUACGAGGAAAUGUCCCUCUACCACCAGCCUGCUAAUCGCAAACGGCCCGUUGCUCUGAUUGGUCCAGCAAACAGCGGACACGACGAGCUGCGUCGGAGGCUUCUGUCCACGGGACCAGACAAGUUUGCCGUCGCCGUUCCACACACAACCAGGAACCCAAGAAUACAUGAGCGAAAUGGACGCGAGUACCAUUUCGUGAGCCGCUCUGCCUUCGAAACUGACCUGGCGACGGGGAAGUUCAUCGAGUCGGGGGAGUAUGAGAAAAACCUGUACGGCACCAGCACAGAUUCUGUCCGACACGUCGUCAACUCUGGUCGUAUCUGUUUGCUCUGCCUGCACACGAGGUCACUGCGAGUGUUGAGGUCCUCCAACCUAAAGCCAUAUGUCAUCUUCAUCGCUCCUCCUUCUCAAGAGCGACUGCGCACUCUGCUGGUCGUAGAGGGGAAGACACCAAAGCCGGAGGAGCUGAAGGAGGUCAUUGAAAAGGCCCGCGAGAUGGAGCUCAAAUACAGCCACUUCUUUGACGCCACCAUCGUGAACAUGGAUCCAGACCAGGCUUUCCUCGAACUGCUCAGGGUAAUAGAUAAACUGGACACGGAGCCGCAGUGGGUGCCCACAUCCUGGCUCUGUUAGGAGCUGUUUUCUCUCAACACCAAGAGUCUCAGGGAAGAUGAAGAAGGUAAACGGAGGAGAAAAACUGAGAAAGGAAGACUGUGGUAAAAAUGAAUAAAUAAAAAUCUCAGGAUUCUCACUUGCACAUUUUCCUCGCUUGGAGAGGAUCGUUACG
Molecule: messenger RNA, 2316 nt
Organism: Nematolebias whitei (Rio pearlfish)
Lineage: Eukaryota; Metazoa; Chordata; Actinopteri; Cyprinodontiformes; Rivulidae
Gene: pals1b
Product: protein associated with LIN7 1, MAGUK family member b
Exons: 14
Coding region: 219-2162 (647 amino acids)
Biological process (GO): morphogenesis of an epithelial sheet; generation of neurons; establishment or maintenance of epithelial cell apical/basal polarity
Cellular component (GO): adherens junction; plasma membrane
Molecular function (GO): protein binding
Source: RefSeq, a predicted model, not a curated record